GAUGGCACCCUGAUUGUGGACAACUGUGGUUCAGCCUGUCGUAACACGGGAGGUACUGGAACAGCAAGCGGCCUGGACCUGAGCGGCCUUCCCAUGAUGCUUGGCGGGGUGCAGACGAUCGACGCGAUCCUGGUGCGACCUGGGCAGGUUUCGUCCAAUGAUUUUGUGGGAUGCAUCCGUGAGGUCACGAUAAAUGGCGUGCCCCUCAACCUGGCAGUACCUCUCUCUUCCCGCGGUAUUUCGGACAGAUGUCCCAGGGCGGCAAACACGUGCUCCCCGGAUCCAUGUAAAAAUGGCGCCGCGUGCCAAGACAAAUGGUCCAGUCAUCAGUGCCAGUGUUCAGACAUCUAUGUUGGUGACAACUGUGACAAACGACGCGUUCCCUUCUCCUUCGGUGGCAACAGUUUUGUGGAGUUCCAGAUCAAGGAGAGCUACGUACGGGAACUCCAGCUGGGGAACCAGGUGUCAGGCCGCAGGAGGAGAGCCAAUCAGGACACGUCUCUGUCUUUCAAGUUCCGCACACGAGAAAACAACGGGCUGUUGCUGUAUGCAGGAGGCUCAGUCAGAUACACUGUCCUGGAGGUGAAGGCAGGAAAGCUGGUGUACUCGUACAAUGCUGGAUCAGGACACAGGACCAGGGAGAUCGACGUGGCGGUCACCAACGGCCUGUGGCACACGGUCACCCUGGUGCGCAGGAGCACCUCCACCUCCCUGUUCCUGCAGAACGAAGAGCAGACGCAGACAGACUGGAACACGGAAAUCACCGGGACGACCCACGACUUCCUGAGCUCUGACGUCACCACCAUGUCAGUUGGUGGGACCAACACACCUGUCACUAUUGAGGGCCAGACCUUACCAGGAUUUGAUGGCUGUAUUGAUGAACUGAGGUUGAACGGUCAGCUGCUUCCCUUCGUUGGCUCUAACAACAUCGUUAUCGCAACUCCGUCGGAAAAUGUUGGCGAAGGCUGCCCCAGCCCUGCCGUGUGUGUGCCCAACCCUUGCCCCAACAACCUCCUCUGCAUCGACCAAUGGCAGGAGCACGAAUGUGUAGAGCCUGGUGCUUGUGCCUCGUCUCCCUGUAAGAACAACGGAACGUGUAUUCCUAAUGACAGCGGAUUCAGGUGUCGCUGCGAUGGCAACUACAACGGCACUCUGUGUGAAAAUGCUAUCGCGUGCAUCGGUUUUACCUGUGGGAAAAACCAAGUGUGUGUCGGAGUGGGGGCCACUGGUCGCACCUGCGAGUGCAUGGAAGGAUACGGUGGAGACAACUGCCUCCAACAACUGCCUCAGGGCGCAGCGACAGGGUUACACAUCGGUGUGAUUAUCGUUAUCGUGUUCUUCUGUCUCGUCGCGGUCAUCCUCCUCAUUGCCUUUAUCGUGUACCACCGGCGCCGCAUGCUGAGGAAAAGAGACCAGGUUCCCAAAACCACAAAACAAAAUGGUGGGCACAUGGCGAAUGGUGGUCAGGAAAACAGAGCGUACAACACCGAUGACAUUGAUUCUGUCACGCCGUACUUGGGCGACGGAAUGAUGACUAACGACACCAUGUAUGACCAGAAAGCCAUGCACUUCAACGAGCGGGAGGUGAAAAUGCGCGACCCCACACCAGACAUCAUUGAACGCGGACGCGGUUCCGUACCAAUCGACAACAUGGAUGAUGAUGACGUCGUCAUCGAGAACGAUGACGGCAUAACAGCAUUGAGUCGCCUGCCUGAAGACCGAGACCCAUUUCCUGAGCACUACGAUUUGGAAAACGCCAGCAGUAUCGCUCCCUCAGACAUCGACGUGACGUACCAAGCCUACUACAAAGCGUUCCGCGAAGGAAAGAGGUACAAACAACCUGUACCCAACCGACACAACCACCACCCACGACAGAGCCCCAGCAGUCUUCUCCACCAAGUGCACAUGAGAGAUAGUCCCAACCACCUCGCUCGUAAAAGCCCCAACCACCUUUCCCACAGGGACAGUCCCAGUUUCCAAACCUCCGCCCGACAAAGCCCUGCCAGCCACCUUCUCCGUCAGAGCCCGAACCACCUGGCCAGGCAGAGCCCUGCUAGCCAUUUAGAAGGGCCCAUGAGGCCGCUGGGCAUGAGGACUAGUUCUGAUCACCUGCCUCCGUCCGAGCAUGGCAGCCACUACAGCGGCAGUAGCAUGGGCUCCAAGAACCGCCGCCGGGCAAAGAGCCCCUGUGCCAGCUCCCACGGACGGGGCAGCAGACCCAGCAGUAGGUUAAAACAACCCAUAGAGCAGAUUGAGAUGGACAGUGGGCCGCCUGUCGGGCUCUCGGUCGAAGAAGUAGAGAUGCUCAAUGCUCGCCCAAGGCACAGCGUUGCCAGCACUAUGGAUGGUGCGUCAUCCAUAACAGAAAGAACUAUGCCAGUCAACGACAAAAUCAUGAGUCUACUAGAACCCCCCGAUUUGUUAGAACCCCCUGAGAGUAGCACCGAGGAGAGCCAGGACGAUUCCUUCACCUGCUCCGAGUUUGAGUACGAGCGGGAGAAACCGUCGAGAAGCAGAAACAACUUUGACCCGAGAACUAACAAAAUGUUCCCUCACGGCGACAACGGUUCGUUGGGAGGGUCGCUGAGUACGCUGCUAGAGGGUGAUGACCCACAGAAGAAGCACGCUCUCCCUCCAAACGGCACGUUCAGCUGGGACUACUUGCUAAACUGGGGGCCAAACUUUGAGAACCUGGUGGGGGUGUUCUCAGACAUUGCUGCUUUGCCUCCCGAUGCUCAGAGCAGGGAACAGAACUCUGACGAAACAACAACGAAAGUUAACGGCGUGGCCAACAAUGAAGAAUAUGUGUAGGCAAAUCAUCAUUAAUAUGUUGCCCUACUUGGUACAUGUAUAGCACGCAAAUGUAAAUGCUAUCCUUUAAUAUAGAAAAUAAAGAAUCAAUGGUGAACACAGAUAUUUCUAUCCAGUGAAUAGAAUAUUUAUUGGCAUCAAGUAGACAAAUAGAUGUGUGAUUCCUUUUAUUAUACAAAGUCUUAAAUCAUAUCAUGAUAAUACAAUGUAUAUAUGAUGCCACGUACAUGUAUUCCCUGUGCCAUUUGUAUCUUCACAAAGCAAAUUUCUGCACCUUUUCCAAGAUUUUUAGACUUUUCACAUCACAGUCAUGCUUCCUUAAAUGGCAAAAUCUAUAUUUUUGUAUCCUCUAUUGAAGUUGUUCACAAUGAAUUCUGUAAUUUACAAUUAGAAAAUGUAGUGAAGAAAAUACUAAGGUACAUUUGUAUGUUUUAAAUUGUGAGAUGUACAGCAUUGUAUAAAACAUUACUAAGAUAGGAUUUGUUUUAUAGUGUCACAUAUGACAAGUCCACAAAUUAUGAAUGUGGGGAUGGAUGUGUAUAGAUAGAACAGAUAGAAGGAAAAUUGUUUUUAUAUUAUGUAUGUAAGCUGAAUGUUGUUUUUUUGUUUCUGUUGUGUUCAGAUGUAGUUGAUUGUGAUGAUUAUUGAUUACCAGCUUUUGUAUAUUUGUAUGGCAAUAUUGGAAUAAACUUUCCAGUAUGAACUU
Molecule: messenger RNA, 3517 nt
Organism: Branchiostoma belcheri (Belcher's lancelet)
Lineage: Eukaryota; Metazoa; Chordata; Leptocardii; Amphioxiformes; Branchiostomatidae
Product: protocadherin Fat 4-like
Exons: 5
Molecular function (GO): calcium ion binding
Source: RefSeq, a predicted model, not a curated record